Molecule: messenger RNA, 1122 nt
Organism: Prunus armeniaca (apricot)
Lineage: Eukaryota; Viridiplantae; Streptophyta; Magnoliopsida; Rosales; Rosaceae
Source: the annotation of a GenBank genome assembly
AUGGGCUGUGCUUUACUAGUUAUGGUCUGGAGCGGGCCGCACCAUUUUGGAUUCUGCGAUGGCAAAGAGAGACAAAGACAUGCGAAGCUUGGGCCACGAGGCCCAGAAAUAAUGUUCGGCUUUGUGCCUGCCACUUGCAAAGUGCACUGCGGGUGCGGCCCGGGAGGGGGAAGGGACUCGGGACUCGGGACUCGGGACUCGGGAGGGAGGCUAGUAAAUGUAAAAGUGAAAAACCCUCUCCUGUUUUUUGAGGAGUCGUCAGUCAGUGUCACUGUAUCUGAUUGCGUGAAGCAUUUGGUUGGUGUGAUUUGGAAGGGCGAUCAGCUGAUCGAUGGUGUCCCUGAGACACUGCACAUGCUUCGAUCAAAGGGGAAGAAGCUGGUGUUCGUUACCAAUAAUUCCACAAAAUCAAGAAGCCAAUACGCCAACAAGUUCCUUUCUCUUGGCAUUUCGGUUACUGAGGAUGAGAUAUUCUCUUCAUCCUUUGCCGCAGCUAUGUACUUGCAACUCAUUAACUUCCCCCAACACAAGAAGGUUUAUGUAAUAGGGGAACAAGGUAUUUUAGAAGAGCUGCAGCUUGCUGGUUUUACAGCUCUUGGUGGCCCUGAAGAUGGUAAAAAAACGGCACAACUGAAAUCAAAUUGCCUUUUUGAACAUGAUAAGAGUGUUGGAGCAGUUGUGGUUGGACUAGACCAGUAUAUUAACUAUUACAAGCUUCAAUAUGGAACCCUUUGCAUACGUGAAAAUCCAGGAUGCCUUUUCAUUGCAACCAAUCGGGAUGCAGUUGGACAUAUGACUGAUUUACAAGAAUGGCCCGGUGCUGGGUGUAUGGUAGCUGCUAUCUGUGGAUCCACCCAGAAGGAGCCUAUUGUAGUUGGAAAGCCCUCUAAUUUCCUGAUGGAAUUUUUACUAAAGAAAUUCGAUAUUAGUUGCUCCAAAAUGUGUAUGGUGGGUGAUAGAUUAGAUACUGAUAUAUUGUUUGGCCAGAAUGCUGGCUGCAGAACUCUCCUCGUUCUUUCAGGUGUGACGACUGAAUCCGUUCUUCAGGACCCUUCAAAUAAGACUCAACCAGAGUACUAUACAAGCAAGGUUUCCGACAUGUUUGACUUGCUGCGGCCGUAG